UAACGUUCGUCGGAUUUGACGCUAGUCUACAACACGGGGGGGCAGCGCACUUAUCAUGUGAGUGAGGAACAGGUAGCUGAGGAGAAUCACAGCGCCGACUUUACGGUUGUGUUAAUCAACCUGUGAGGAUAGUUUGUGACUUCCAUUGUCGUCAUUUUGUGAAUAAAACCGGGAGGACGCCAGCGGGACUGCUGCGUAUUUUUCAUGGACUCUCCGGUAACUAGCUAAGCAUGACAGCACACACCGCGUCAUAGGAGUCCAGUACUGACAGUGUGGAAGGAGGGAACAGGAGAAGGAAGCAGGAGAGGAAGAAGAGAGAGAUAUUUUUAUAAUUGGAGCAGAUGGGUGAGACGGAGGAUGAGCGUACAGCACAGGCCAGCGUGCUCUUUGAGAACUUUGUCAAGGCGUCCACUUGUAAAGGGACUCUGCAGGCCUUCAGCAUCCUCUGCAGGCAGCUGGAGCUGGAUCCUCUGGACUACAGCAACUUCUACAGCUCACUGAAAGCUGCAAUCAGCACCUGGAAGGCCAAGGCGCUGUGGGCCAAACUGGACAAAAGGGCACAGCACAAGGUCUACAACCAGAAUAAAGCCUGCCAGGGCACCAUGUGCCUGAUCAUUGGCGGUGGUCCUUGUGGUCUGCGGACAGCUAUCGAGCUGGUCCUGUUGGGCUGUAAGGUGGUGGUGAUUGAGAAGAGGGACACCUUCUCCAGGAACAACGUGCUCCACCUCUGGCCUUUCACCAUCCACGACCUCAGGGGCCUCGGAGCCAAGAAGUUCUACGGCAAGUUCUGCGCUGGCUCCAUCGACCACAUCAGUAUCCGCCAGCUCCAGCUGAUGCUGAUGAAAGUAAGUCUGAUUCUGGGAGUGGAAAUUCAUGUCAACGUGGAGUUUGUCAAACUUGUGGAGCCACCAGCAGAGCAGACUGACGACAGUCCUGGGUGGCGAGCAGAAGUCCGGCCCUCCAGCCAUCCUGUCUCAAACUUUGAUUGUGAUGUGGUGAUUGGAGCCGACGGACGCAAAAACACAUUAGACGGUUUUGGUCGCAAAGAGUUUCGAGGGAAGUUGGCCAUCGCCAUCACAGCUAACUUUGUCAACAGGAACACCACAGCAGAGGCCAAAGUGGAGGAGAUCAGUGGCGUGGCCUCCAUCUUUAACCAGAAGUUCUUUCUGGAACUUAAGGAAGAGACAGGAAUUGACUUGGAGAACAUAGUUUACUACAAAGACAACACCCACUACUUUGUCAUGACGGCAAAGAAGCAGAGUCUGCUGGACAAAGGGGUCAUCGUGAAUGACUACAUGGAAACGGAACGACUGCUAAGUGCUGACAACGUCAACCAGGAAGCAUUGCUCUCAUACGCUCGUGAAGCAGCUGACUUCGGCACGAACUACCAGCUGCCGUCCCUGGACUACGCCAUCAACCACUACGGGCAGCCUGAUGUUACCAUGUUUGACUUCACUAGCAUGUACGCCUCAGAGAAUGCCGCCUUAAUCAGGGAGAAACACGGACAUCAGUUACUGGUCGCACUGGUCGGAGAUAGUCUGCUUGAGCCUUUCUGGCCCAUGGGUACAGGUUGUGCUCGGGGUUUUCUGGCAGCCUUUGACAGUGCUUGGAUGGUGAGGGGCUGGGCACAGGGCAGGAGUCCUCUGGAGAUACUGGCUGAAAGAGAGAGUAUCUACCGGCUGCUGCCUCAGACCACCACAGAGAACAUCAGUAAAAACUUUGAACAGUACGCCAUUGACCCUGCCACCCGCUACCCCAACCUCAACUCCAGCUGUGUACGCCCACACCAGGUGCGUCACCUGUUCAUUGACGGCCAACAGGACUCGUGUCACCUGGAAAGAGGAGGACCCACACGUAGAUCAGUGAACUUGUCCAGACGAGAGUCUGAGGUGCAUCCUGGCCGGCUGUUGACCUGGUGUCAGAAGCAGACUCAGGGCUACAGAGGGGUCGACGUCAUCAACCUUACUUCUUCCUGGAGGAGCGGCCUGGCCUUCUGCGCGCUCAUACACCGCCAGAGGCCUGAGCUCAUUGACUAUGACUCUCUUAACGAGGAGGACAUGGCGGGGAACAACCAGUUGGCGUUUGACUUGGCCGAGCAAGAGUUUGGCAUCCAGCCAGUAACAAGAGGACGUGAGAUGGCUGCAGAGGCUGAACCAGACAAGCUACUGAUGGUUCUCUACCUUUCUAAAUUCUAUGAGGCCUUCUGGAACUCCCCAGAAAACAAAAACGGUUCGAGAGAACCACAUGAGAUUGAUGAGGGAUAUCUAACUAAAAGCAACCACAAACUGCUGAACCUGCCUCAGCCCAAGAAGAGGAUACCCAGGGUUGACAAUAAGCUGGAAGACAAUUUUGUUAACAAGAGACGGCGAAAGGGCAACCACUUCCUCACAGAGUUGUCUUGUCACAGUGCACCCCCUGCUGGUGAGGAUGGGGAGCUGCGGGAGAACAAGGUCCGCUCCAUGGCUACUCAGCUGCUGGCCAAGUUUGAGGAGAAUUCCUCGACAGCAAAGGAUGAGGAAGAGGAAGAGGAGGAUGAGGACCAGGAGAAGAGGGAAAACCCACGUUUUGCAAAGCCCAAGAAUGUCCCCCCUCCACCUCCUCAACCUUCUCCUCGUCCCAAGUGGCAGCCAUCCAUCUACCUCCGCUUACUGGAGAAUCCCAGUGCUGUGGCUCAGCAAACCACUUUCCUCUAUUCCCCCACAUCUUCUUACCCUCAGAGUGGCUACAGUCGCUCUCCUUCACCCUCGCAGUCUAUGGGUCAAUUAAGUCCUCCCCGCUCACCGAGCCCUAAUGGUACUGAACAUUACUACACAGAAUGCACUUCUCCAGAUGUGACAACCAGUCAUUUAUCUGCUUCUACUCUGUCUGCUUCGGAUAUUGACCAUUCCUCUGAGAGGUCAGAGGAGUCAAUGCAGAAGCAGAAUAAAGCCCAGAGACUGUCUACUAAAGAAUAUUAUGGGAGGAGUAUAAAAGAGAGAGCGGUUCUCCUCUCCUCCAUGUUUCCUGGGUCCAACAAACCUCCUCCUGCUUCUCUUUCUGAAUCAAAGGUGGAACUAUGUUCCCUUCCUUCCUUGUCCCCACCUCCUCCUCCUCCUCCUUCUGCCUUGGUUUCAAAGAGCUCUACAGUCUACCCUGUAGUCCACCCUGUCCCUGACCCCACUGCCCAGGCUGGUUUCUCCUCUAUCCCCCUGUACACUGCUGGACACAAGGACAAGAUACAGAAAGACUCCUCUACUCCUUCAUCUUACACCGACUCACUCACAAAAAACAAGCAAAUUUCUUCUCUUGUUGUUGAUUCCUCCACAUGCAACAAACAAACAUAUGCUGCCCCCUUUUCGACUUGCUCUGAUGAGAGCCAGGAGAGCUCCUCCCCCCUCUGUGAUUCUGUUGUGAAUUGUGAAAAUGGACAUAGCAGUUUAGCUCCCUAUUCAGUUUCUUUACUGCACAAGGGAAGCUAUGGAAGGAUGCAUGAGAGUUCUCUGAAUAAUCUGGAAAGUGAGCAGGAGAACGUCCAAAAAACUCAGAAGACAUCUGAUGAUAAGAAAUUAGCCGAAAGUGAUCAGAUGAAGUGCAAUGGGAGCUGCGUUCUUGAGAACCCUAAAGGAAUCACUCAAAAGUCAAUUGUUCGCUCUGAGAGUUGUCCGACAGGAGCUGCUAGUUACAUUAAAGAGCGUACAGUCGGAAAGGUAUCAUCAGCCAUAGAUGCUAAAGCUCAGAUAUUGGCCGUCCUGUAUGAGACAGACCACAGGCCCAAUGCCACACCGUGUGUGGUACGUAAGGACCUCCCUCCCGGUCUCGGCGGCAGUGACAUUUGUCACUUCUGCACUAAGCGGGUGUACGUUAUGGAGAGACUGAGCGCUGAGGGCUAUUUCUUCCACCGGGAGUGUUUCCGCUGUGACAUCUGUAACAGCACACUCCGUCUGGGAGGGCACAUCUUCGACUCGCAGGAAACAAAGUUCUACUGCAAGCUGCAUUAUGCCCAGCGUCAGUCCAGCACUCACAUGGGGAGGUUCAGAAGGAGAAUGGAAAACCAAAGCCGUGGCACACCCUCGUCAUUGGACAGUGGGAGCUACUCAGCGACCGGCAGCGUCCAGAUCCAACCCCCAGGUGGGGAGUCCAGCUUGCAUUCAGAGCUUGAUGAAGGUCAGAAAAGAGUUCCUGAAGACACAGAGAUGGCUGUUGAAGCUCUGGAUGCUUCCUGUAUAGUCAAACCAACAGCACAAGAUACUACAGGGGCCAAGGGCCAAAGCCAGGACAGUAGUAAAGAUUACUGUAACACCAAACAGAGUAAUCAAUGGAAACGGAAGAUCAGAGCGACCUUCCCUCUGAUCUUCAUCAAGCACUUCCAGAAAAGCUGGCCUCCGGACAAAGAGGGACCAGAGACUGUCCCUGAAGUGGACUCUGACUUUGAGGAGAUCACUUUAGCAGGAAAAGAAACUAACUCUGGCAGCAGUUCCAAGACAUCAGCCGAGAAGAGCAAAGAGCACUCAGCUACAAUAAAGACAGUCUGCAACUUGUCCACCCCCAAAAAACGCUUGAUGUUAUCUCUUUCUGAAAAAGAGAAGCUUCUGAACUGGGACCUUCUGGUCACACCAGAGGAAACUCCGAUUAACACAAACAUCAAAAACAAACAUCAACAUAAAGACAAGGUACAAGCAGAGACAGAAGCAGAUAAGCUUCAGACAGACUGGGGCCAGAACGUGGAACCAUCUCAGAGCCAAACCUCUGCCUCGUCCCCCUCAGCCUUUCAGCUUAUAGCAAACGCCUUCAGAAGGACAUUUAGUGUGACCAAUCCCUCCAGCAGGUCCAACACUGCAGUCACAAUGAGGACCAAACGUGACGGUCCCUGCAAACAGAGGCCCUUGUCAGAAGGAGCGUUGAGCUCUAGCUCCCUCUUAAGCACCAUGGGUCCAGAGUCAUCCAGAGAUGAGAAGAAAGCCAGCAAGCGUGAAGCUCAGGGGGCAUCUGCAGGGGCCAAUCCAUGGGGGGCCGGGCGAGACCUUCCCUCUCUGUUACAGCAGGUUUCCUUAAAGGGCUCUAGUCACUCUGGAGGGGUGUUCACUGACAACAUGGCCUCGUUGCCAGGCAAGAGGGUGAAUUUGUUCUCAUCCCUGAGCCUCAGGAAAAGGGAGGAGUCAGAGAGUGAGGGGCAGGACCAGGAGGUGCAAAAGAUACUCAUCAACCUCAGAACCAAAGCCUCCAGACAACAGAAUCUUGAAGAGCCUUCCUCUAGUGACGAUGAAGAUGAAAACCUGACAUCCAAUCAGAAGCUGUGUCCAGCGAGACAGAGGAGAAAGCAGGAGAAGACGGUGGCCCAGCAGGCUAAAAGAGAACUGCUGAAGAGGCUUCACAGAGCUCAGGCUAUCCAGAGACAACUGGAGGAGGUUUCAGAGAAACAGAGAGAUCUGGAGGAGAGAGGAGUGGCUAUAGAAAAAAUCAUAAGAGGAGAAACAGAAUCAUCUCAGACAGAUGACGAGGCCCAGCUCUAUCAGUCCUGGUUUAAACUUGUUCUGGAGAAGAACAAAUUGGCCCGCUAUGAGUCUGAACUCAUGAUCUUCGCUCAGGAGCUUGAACUGGAGGACACACAGAGCCAACUGCAGCAGGAUCUUCGACACAGGAUGGCAAUAGAAGAUACAAAGAAGAGUGCCUCUGAGCUGCAGGAAGAGCAGGAGAUCCUGUCAGAGAUCAUGAGGACAGUGGAGAAACGAGACAUGUUGGUCUCUAUACUAGAGGAGCAAAGGCUGAAGGAGAGGGCUGAGGAUAGGGACCUGGAGAGCCUUGUGCUGUCCAAGGGCUACGAGUUUCACUGGGCCCAGGCCGAUGAAAGCUGGGGGCAGGAGAAGCUGGAGUGAAGGUUGAAUGUUGAGCAUCUCAGUGGUAAAGAGCAGGAUAGAUAGUAAAGGGUAAAAAAGUACUGUAAGGCUCUACAUAACACUAUUCUAGUUUGUAUCUAGCCUAUUCUCAUCUACAAAUCUAGCUAAUGUGGUGAGGAUGGGAAUGUAAUGAAAUCAUCUAGUCUCAUUUUGUGCCGGUAUGCUGAGCUCAGAAUCUGGGGAAAAUUGAAAUGGAACUUGAGCUAAUCAUUUUGGCACAUAAACCAGCUGGCUUGUUUUACAUUUAUGUCAUAAAUCAAGAGAUGUGCUUUAUGUAAUUCACUGUUAGUCACUUUGUAGCGUGUGUGUGUGUGUGUGUGUGUGUGUGUGUGUGUGUGUGUGUGUGUGUGUGUGUGUGUGAGUGUGUGUGUGCGUGUGUAAGCUCUCGUGUGUAUUUUAAUAUUGUUAUUUUUUCACUUUGUGCUGGAACGCUGUCAAAUAAAUAUUAAAUUGGAUUUACACCCAGACAACGUUGAACACAAAUGUAAUCCUAACCACAUAUUUGUAGCCAGCUGGUAAGAUGUACCUCUUCUAGGUGGCUAAAAUGUCACCUUUUUACUCCAUUGUGACUCAAGUUGGCACAUAAUUCAAAACUGAAUCACAGGGCAGAAAACUGCAUCUGCACAGGUUGAAACUUGCAUGCAUGUUGCACAUCUGGCCACACCCUAGUCAAUGAUGUCACAACCCUUGUCUUGCAUUAGCUGUCAAGGCAAACAACUUUCUGUGACAUCACAGAUUGGGUGUGGCCAGAUAUGUGACAUGCCUAAAAGUGUUGAUACUUUUUGUAAUCCAGAGUAGAUUUACCCUGUGACUAACUACUGUCAUGUUAAACUGUGAUUGUUUCAUUUGCUGGUUUAAACCUAGUGUGUGGGCUGUGAGUCAAAAUAAAUAUUGUGUUUACAUGAGUUUUAAUCCCAGUAAAAAGAUCCACACUUCUCA
Sander lucioperca (pikeperch) is the source of this 6812-nucleotide messenger RNA. RefSeq names its product microtubule associated monooxygenase, calponin and LIM domain containing 2b (gene mical2b). The record is from RefSeq and is a predicted model, not a curated record. NCBI's taxonomy places the organism in Eukaryota, Metazoa, Chordata, Actinopteri, Perciformes, Percidae. The transcript is spliced from 37 exons. The coding region runs from base 342 to 5852 and encodes 1836 amino acids. Gene Ontology annotation, molecular function: FAD binding; protein binding.